Talaromyces proteolyticus is the source of this 690-nucleotide messenger RNA. RefSeq lists its product as uncharacterized. Lineage: Eukaryota; Fungi; Ascomycota; Eurotiomycetes; Eurotiales; Trichocomaceae. The transcript has 4 exons. The record is from RefSeq and is a predicted model, not a curated record. The coding region runs from base 1 to 690 and encodes 229 amino acids.
AUGAGCCAUCGCGUUCCUGAAUCAGGCGAUAACGACAGCCCUGGUCUGGAGUUUGCACAAGAAGAGCGUCAUUUUCUUCUAAACCAGAUUUCUGAUAUCCUAUUCCAUUCCACAGGUUGCAAUAGUGUGCAAAGUUCCACAUGGGUGUUGCUCUUGCUCAGUGACGUCGAAAACCUGCGGAAAAUGGUUGAUGACCACCAGAACGACUCCGAUGGUCUGCAUGACCUGUUGACUGGACCGCACAAAGAUAACCUUGUCCGGAUGUGGAUGUCACGAGUUGGGGAUCAGUUCACAAUCUCAGCACCUCCUUCUGGUGCAGUGUCUCCAAGCAAAGCCAGAGAGUCGAAAAAAGGAAGCGUGGCAGCACUUCACACUCCUCUCCAGCUUUCUUCUGCACCUUCCACCCCUGCAUCUGCCAAGAGAGACAGUAAAAUUCGUCACCAGGCAAUCGUCAGAGAUGCGGGUUGCAUUAUCACUAGGUCGCAAUCUCCGCAUGUACUUAAGGGCGCGCAUGUUUUCCCAGUAUCAAUGGCGAAACACAUCGGCCGGUGGGAGCUUUGGAGUACCCUCAAAAUUUUCUGGAGCAAAGACAAGGUCAAUUCUUGGUACAAUGUGUUGAAUACUAGCCCAGACCCCGGCAUCACGCCUAGUUUAUUCAUCCCAGUGCGGCUUUCCACCGCGUUGAGAUAA